This is a messenger RNA of Leucoraja erinaceus (little skate), 111 nucleotides long. Its product is annotated as luc7-like protein 3. Lineage: Eukaryota; Metazoa; Chordata; Chondrichthyes; Rajiformes; Rajidae. The annotation marks the transcript as partial. The record is from RefSeq and is a predicted model, not a curated record. The transcript has 2 exons.
AGAAAGGAAGAGAGGAGAAAGGAGAGGGGGGAGAGAGAAAGAGGAGAGAGAAGAGAGAGAGAGGAGGAAGAGAGAGAAAGAAAUGAAGGGAAGAAGAAGAAAGAGGAAUAG